This is a messenger RNA of Oncorhynchus keta (chum salmon), 10729 nucleotides long. RefSeq names its product RAN binding protein 2 (gene ranbp2). The transcript is spliced from 30 exons. The record is from RefSeq and is a predicted model, not a curated record. Gene Ontology annotation, molecular function: peptidyl-prolyl cis-trans isomerase activity; GTPase activator activity; protein binding. Gene Ontology annotation, cellular component: nuclear pore; cytoplasm. Gene Ontology annotation, biological process: intracellular transport; protein peptidyl-prolyl isomerization. The coding region runs from base 123 to 9959 and encodes 3278 amino acids. Lineage: Eukaryota; Metazoa; Chordata; Actinopteri; Salmoniformes; Salmonidae.
ACGUGAGUACCGCUGCCAUUUGACGUUCUCAUGGCUAGAGUGGAGAAUAGGAUUCCUGCCGAUUUUUGUAAUUCUGUGCAAUUCUAGUUUUGAAAUAACAAGAAAAUACGCUUAACACAGCCAUGCGGCGAAGUAAGGCCGAAGUGGAACGCUAUAUUUAUUCAGUACAGAGUUCCUCUCCUUCACUCAAAGAGAAACCAAUUAAAGGAUUUUUAUUUGCUAAAUUAUACUUCGAGGCUAAGGAGUAUGAACUUGCUAAAAGACAUGUUUCGGAAUAUCUGACAGUGGCUGAGAGAGAUCCCAAAGCACACAAGUUCCUGGGCCAGCUUUAUGAGAGGGAAGGAGAUAUCAACAAGGCCGUAGGAUGUUACAAGCGGUCUGUGGACCUGAACCCAGCCCAGAGGGACCUGGUUUUGAAGGUGGCUGAGCUGCUGGUCAGUAAGACAGAGCGAGAUAGCAGAGCAGAGUUCUGGGUGGAGAAAGCUGCCAAGUUGCUGCCUGCAAAUCCUGCUGUCUUCAACCUCAAGGAGCGGCUACUGAAUCGACAGGGCCAGCAGGGACGGAACCAGUUGUUCGACCUGCUGCAGGCAGAGCUGGCUAUGAGACCUGGCGAUGCCCAUAUCAACAUAAAGCUGGUUCAGCUGUUCUCCUCUGAUGGCAGGCUGGAGGAGGCUGUCAAACACUGUCUGGCAACAGAGAAGAGAGGCCUGCUUAGAUCCAGCUUGGACUGGUACUCUACUGUAGUACACACUCUACAGGAUUUCCUAGCCCAGCCCAGUGUUUCAUCCAAUGAGAAGAUGAGUAGACAUCUGCAGAGAGAGCUACUUUUGGCCCACUGCAGCCUGCUGAGACUGACCCUGUCGGGAAAAGGACUGCAGCCUAGCAUCAAGGCCCUUGGGAGUUUUGACUGUGCGAUGCAGGGCCUGAAGAAGACAGCGGGCAGUGUAACAGAUGAUCUGUCUGAGGUCUAUGUGGAGAUGAGGGGACAUCUGUACCUGCAUGCUGGCACUCUGCUGCUGAAAAUGGCUCAGGAAAGAGAACAGCAGUGGAGGGCUGUCAUUGACCUGGCUGCUCUCUGCUAUCUAUUGGCUUACCAGGUCCCAGGGCCGAAGAGCAAGGUGACUAAAGGGGACCAGUCUUCUCUUCAGCAUCUGGAGCUGCUGGCCAGUGACAGACAGAGCCAGGCUGGACACAUGCUGCUUAACCUCAAUCCUGACACUCAUACCUUUGUCAGAGAGGUGGUGGAGGCGUUUGGUAACCGUAGUGGUCAGGGCUCUCUGUUUGAGCUUUUGUUUGGGCUUCAGGCUCCAGCCGGUACUUCCUUCAUCGGCAACGACGACAUCCGCUCCAUCAACACACAGGCUCCAGCGAUAUCUGACCUCAUCAAACGGGACAACGGCUCCAUCCAGCUCAAAGGAGGUGACCUCCAGCAGCUGUGUUGGCUGGGUCUCCAGUGGUCUCUCAUGGCCCGGAGGCCUGCUCUGAGGGACUGGCUCAAACAGCUGUUCCCCAGGCUCAUCCUGGAGACCUCCAAACUGGACACCAACACACCUGAGUCCAUCUGCCUGCUAGACCUGGAGGUGUUCCUGUGUGGGGUGGUGUGGUGCAGUCACACCCAGCUCCAGGAGAGGGCCAGGAUCACUUCUACUGGUCAACAGCAACUCCAUGAGCCCCGCUGCCUGCCCCUGCCCCUCCUCCGCCUCCUCUCCACAGACAGACAGAGGGAAUGGUGGGACGCCGUCUACAGCCUCAUACACAAACAAGCUGCGCCUGGCAUGUCAGCCAAACUGAGGAUGACCGUUCAACAUGGACUAAGCACCCUUCGAGCUGGAGAGAAACAUGGGCUUCAACCAGCCCUGCCCAUACACUGGGCCCAGCACCUCAGCUCAACGGGGGUUGGUGUGAACUCCUACUAUGACCAGAAGGAGUAUAUAGGGCGUAGUGUCCACUACUGGAAGGUGGUGCUCCCCCUGCUGGAAAAGAUCAAGCAAAGACACAGCAUCCCUGAACCCCUGGACCCCCUCUUCAUACACUUUCCCUCUAGAGACAUACAGAUCCCAUCAGUGAAGGGCUUUGAGGAGGAGGCCAUGAUAGCAUUUGCAACCCUCUUGGAUGUCGAGGGGAGGACAGAGGAGGCUAUUACUACUCUGGAGACCAUCAACAACAUCUCAUCUAACUGGCACCUAGCUAGGAUCUUCCAGCGUCUGUCUGAGGAGGCUGGUAGUGGGGUGGAGGAGACUCGGGACAGGUGUGUCAUGUUCCUCAGGAAGUUCAGAACUUACCUGUCCAAGAUCUACAAUGCCAAUGCUGACGACAUGGACAAGCUGCCUGUCUCAAUGGAAGAGGUGAUGGAUCUCCUGAACGAUGUGAACCAGCAGCUAGGGGAGAUUGGAGAAGCGAUGGAUGAAGAGGGCAGACCGGUCCACUUCAGCCCUCAGUUUACUGAGCCUGCUGCCUCAGUCGCUCACAUCAAAUUCUCCCCUUUAACCCCUUCCCCCAGCAAGAGCUUUGUCCCUUCCUCCAAAAUACACAUGACACCACCUCAUUGGGCGGAGCACCAGAAGUCCCUCCUGCAGAUGCUCUGCCAGCAGGUGGAGGCCCUUAAGAAUGAGGUCCAUGACCUGAGACAUAACUCGUCAGACAGCAUGGCGUCACCCCACCAAAGGAUGUAUGGAGAUGGGUAUGGGGCUGAGAGCAUGCAGGAGGGCUACCCCCCAACACAGACCUUCCAUGUCGCACCCCUCACCGUUGCCACCACACAGGCCCCAUCUAUGUAUUUCAAUCAAUCCCCCGCUUAUAACUCCGGACAGUAUCUCCUUCGUCCUGCAGCCAAUGUUACCCCAACAAAGGCUCCUGUAUAUGGAGUCAACCGUCUGCCACCCCAGCAGCACAUGUAUACCUACCAGCAGCCCACUAACACUCCUCCCCUGCAGUCAACACCAGCCUGCAUCUACCCUCCUCAAGACCAGGUCUUCGGCACCCCCCUCCACUUCGAGUCACCAGCAACCAGUCUACUCUCCCCAUACAGCGAGGAAUACUACGGCCACUCUCAGCCCACCACCAACCCUCCCCUCCCUGAGCCUGGCUACUUCACCAAGCCCUCAGUCGUACCUGUCCAACCACCAAAGACCAUUGAGGGGAAGCCUGUGGACUUUGGGAAGAUCGCCUUUGGCCAGCAGGUCCCUGCUGAGCCUCUUAAGGUGCCUGGCUUUGGUGCUGGAGUAGUAGCCCAGUCCACUCCAUCAUCUGCUGCCUUUAAAUUCAACUCCAACUUCAAAUCCAACGAUGGGGACUUUACCUUCAAAGCCAAAAACAGUGAGAACCUGUUGGGGCUUCUGACAUCAGACAUUCCCACCAAAUCGGAGGGCCCCUCAGAGGUUGAGCCUCCUAGCCAGGGAGGGAUAUUUAGCUUUGGCACUAAAAGCGUGGCAGGCUUCUCCUUCAGUGAUGCAGCCCAGAGUCGGGACAAACCAAACCUGUUUGAAAAAAUUGAACAGCCAUUUAGUUUCACUGAUCAGACCAAGCCUGUAUUUGGGCUGGAAAACACAGCGGUGGAGAAAGGACCGGAGAGCGAUAACGACAGCACACAUGUGGAGGAAGAUGAGGAUGGGCCUCACUUUGAGCCCAUUGUGCCCCUCCCUGACAAAGUAGAUGUGAAGACUGGAGAGGAGGAAGAAGAGGAGAUGUUCUGUAACAGGUCCAAGCUAUUCAGAUUUGAUGCAGAGACAAAGGAGUGGAAAGAGAGGGGGAUCGGCAUAGUCAAAAUCCUAAAGCACAAUACAUCAGGGAAAGUGCGUCUGCUGAUGAGGAGGGAGCAGGUUCUGAAGAUCUGUGCUAACCACUACAUCACGCCAGAUAUGCUCCUGAAACCAAUUGCUGGCUCUGACAAGUCCUGGGUUUGGAAUGCCAUUGAUUAUGCAGAUGAGGAACCAAGGCCUGAGCAACUGGCCAUCCGGUAUAAAACGGCAGACGAGGCAUUGCUCUUCAAAACAAAGUUUGAAGAGGCUCAGAAGAUAGUUCCCAAAUCUCCAGAAAAGCAGCAAGAUCAGCCAGAUAGGAAAGCAACUUCUCCUAAUUCAUCUGCUCCUCAGGUGACAAACUUCGCUGCCCAGUUUGCAAAGAAGGACGGGGAGUGGCACUGCAAUGUGUGUUAUGUAAGAAAUGCUGCUACAAUUAUGCAGUGUGUUGCCUGUCAGACUGCCAACCCUAAUUCUCUGUCAGAGACAGACAGCAAACUGGCUACUGAAACCAAAGGCUUUACUAGUGGGGCAGCUUCAGUGAGAGGAUUUACUUUUGGAUUUGGAGCUGACUUGUCAAAAGACACCAGCAGCGCAGGAUCUAUUGGAAAGGGAUUUGGGGCUUUUGGAGCUCAGAUACCCUCCUCCUUUACGUUUGGAACCAGUGGCACCACUUCUAUACCUGUUGCUGGUUUUGGGGCCCAGUUUGGUAAGAAUAAAGAAACCACAGCAGAAGUAGCAGAAUCAAAGCCCUCAACCAUGCCAUUUGGCUCUGGAUUUGGUGCCCAGUUUGGCAAAAAGCCAGGGCAGUGGGACUGUGACGUGUGUGCUGUAAGAAACCAGGCCUCCUCAAACAGUUGUGUUUCUUGUCAAACUCCAAACCAUGCAGCCAAAACUGUUGUAGAUAGAGCAGCAGCAUCAAAGCCCUUAACCAAUCCAUUAGGUUCUGGAUUUGGUGCCCAGUUUGGCAAAAAGCCAGGGCAGUGGGACUGUGACGUGUGUGCUGUAAGAAACCAGGCCUCCUCAAACAGUUGUGUUUCUUGUCAAACUCUAAACCAUGCAGCCAAAACUGUUGUAGAUAGAGCAGCAGCAUCAAAGCCCUUAACCAAUCCAUUAGGUUCUGGAUUUGGUGCCCAGUUUAGCAAAAAGCCAGGGCAGUGGGACUGUGACGUGUGUGCUGUAAGAAACCAGGCCUCCUCAAACAGUUGUGUUUCUUGUCAAACUCCAAAUCCCUCAGCAAAAUCAACAGUUGCGGUAGCACCACCACCAAAGCCAACAGUGUCGGGAUUUGGUGAUCUUUUUGCUAAGAGGGACAGACAAUGGGACUGUGACACCUGUCUAGUGAGGAAUGAUGCAUCAGUUUCUAAGUGUGUUUCCUGCCAGACACCCAAUGCUAGCAGCACCUCCUCUCUUGGGGCCAUGUUUGCCAAACAGGGGGGACAGUGGGACUGUGACACAUGUCUAGUCAGAAACGACAGCUCUGCUAGUCAAUGUGUCUCCUGUCAGACACCCAACACUAAGAGCACAGCCACCCCAUCCAGCUCAUCCUUCAGCUUUAGCUUUGGGAGUCAAAGUACAUCUACUCAGCCUGUAGGCAAUGUGUUUAAAGCAAACUUCAACAGUGACAGCUCUUUUCAGUUUGGCACAAGCAAAGUUGAUACAGGUGCCCCUGCAUCCUUCAAGUUUGAGACCCCUCAGGCUGAAAGCAGUGGCUCCAGUGCUGCAGGCUUCUCUUUCAAUAUGCCCGUACCAGCAGGUGGCUUUAAGUUUGGCACUCAAGAAACGGCAAAGGAAACCCCACCAGAUGAAACUCAGACUCCUGCUUCAGGGUCUGCGUCCAUGUUCCUGAAGAAUAUCGCAGAGCAGCACAGAGAAAAAGAGAAGGAAUCUGGCGUUGGUAUACCUGCAUCAGUGCCUUCAGUGGACAACACCGAUGAGAAUGGCAAACCUAAUGACUUCAGUUUUGCAGAUUUGGCUAAGAACUCACAAGGAGACUUCAAGUUUGGACAGACCGAUUCCAAUUGCAAAGAGUUCAGCCACGGUGGCGAGCAGCUGUUCACUUCCCUUCAGUCAAACCAGUGGGCAGACACUUCCGCUGACCAGGAUGAAGAGGAUGUAUACAAAACAGAAGAGAAUGACGAUAUCCAGUUUGAACCUGUGGUCCAGAUGCCUGAUAAAGUGGACCUGGUCACAGGAGAGGAGGAUGAACAGGCCCUUUACUCACAGAGAGUAAAGCUCUUCAGGUUUGACGGAGACAUCAGCCAGUGGAAGGAGAGGGGUGUUGGAGUCCUAAAGUUCCUGAAGAAUGCCACCAACGGCAGGCUGAGGGUGCUGAUGAGGAGAGAGCAGGUCCUGAAGGUGUGUGCCAACCACUGGAUCACCACCACCAUGAACUUGAAGCCCUUGGCUGGUUCCGACAAAGCUUGGAUGUGGCUUGCUAAUGACUUCUCAGAAGGAGAUGCCAAACUGGAGCAACUCGCUGCCAAGUUUAAAACCCCUGAGCUGGCUGAGGAGUUCAAGCUUAAGUUUGAGGAGUGUCAGAGGCUCCUGUUAGACAUCCCACUGCAGACUCCUCACAAGCUUGUUGACACCGGCAGAACUGCACAUCUCAUCCAGAAGGCAGAGGAGAUGAAGUCCGGUCUGAAAGACCUUAAAUCCUUCCUGACUGAUGACAAAACAAAGAUCAAGGAGAACGACAGCCAAGCUAACAUCACAACAGCCAGUAACACCUCAGGUCUGAUCAUCAAGCCCCACGUGGAGAGCACUGGGCCUACCUUAGAAUGGGACAACUAUGACCUGAGAGAGGAGGCUCUGGACGACAGUGCUGACACAUCUGUCUACACCUCACCUCUGGCAAGCAGCCCAAUCAGGAAGAACCUCUUCUGCUUUGGAGAAUCCACAGAGGGCUUCAACUUCAGCUUCCAGCCUGUCAUCAGUCCUACCAAGUCACCGGCCAAGCUGAACCAGAGCGGGGUGUCUGUGGACGAGGAGCAAGACGUGACCCAGGAGGAGGAGAGGGAUGGCCUGUACUUUGAGCCUGUGGUUCCCCUGCCAGACCUGGUGGAGAUCUCUACUGGAGAGGAGAAUGAAAAUGUGUGUUUCAGCCACAGAGCAAAGCUGUACCGCUAUGACAAAGACCUGAACCAGUGGAAGGAGAGGGGCAUCGGAGACCUUAAGAUACUGCAGAACUACGACACCAAACGAGUCAGACUCCUCAUGAGGCGGGACCAAGUCCUGAAGAUCUGCGCCAACCACUGGGUCACGUCUUCUAUGAAGUUGGAGCCCAUGAAGGGUGCUGAGAAGGCCUGGGUCUGGAGUGCCAUUGACUUUGCUGAGGUAGCUGAGGGAAAUGUGGAGCAGUUAGCAGUGCGGUUUAAACUGCAGGAUGUGGCCAACUCUUUCAGAGACAUCUUUGACAGGGCUAAAACCGCCCAAGAGAAUGAGAUUCUGGUCACUCCCAUUGCCUCAUGUGAGACCCUUCCUCAGGAGGUAGCAACAGCUCCAGGGAUGACUGUGUGUGGACAGGCUGCUGUGGCCAUCCUGGAGGAGACCACCAGAGAACGGACAGAGCUGACUUCUGAGACUUUCCACACCCAUGACAGCACUUCCACACCACACAGCCCUCUCAACCCCUCUAAGAUGGUGAUGUCUCCUCCCAAAUUCCUCUUCGGAACCGACUCUCUCCAGAAGAUCUUUGGCAGCAGCCUCCUGUUGUCCAAGGAGGAUGGUUCUUCAGAAAGCACCAAGGCUAAAGACAGCGGUUGGACCUCCCAGCCCUCACCUGCAUUCAAAAUCCCAGAAAAGGGAUUGGAUUUUAGGCUUUUCAAAGAUAACCCAAUGGCUUUUUGGACCAGCACCUCAUCCACCCAAUUUGAGCCCCCAGCACCCCCCCAGGCAAGGGCUGAUGAUGACAGUGAGGUGGAGGUGGUGUACGAGAGGCAGCCGACUGCGGAGCAGGCUGCUUUGGCCAGGGAACUCUUGCUGCCUCUCACCUUCUUCUGCUACCAGAACGAACCAGGAAACACUAGUGACGACCAGACGGACGAUGAGGACUUUGAGACUGCAGUUAAAGCGCUGAAUGGAAAACUGUACCCGGAUCCUCCUGAGAGAAAGGCUGCAAAUUCUGCAGCUCAGGCCGAGAUAGGUGCUGAGGGUCUGUACCCGGAGGUUGAGGUGGUGUUGGAGAAGAAGUCUACUCCAGAUGAGGAGCAGAAAGCCAAGCCGUUGCAGCUGCCUCCAACUUUUUCAGAUGUAGUCGGCAAGGCAGAGAAAGACCAGCCAGAGGACUUCAAGGCAGAGAAAGACCAGCCAGAGGACUUCAAGGCAGAGAAAGACCAGCCAGAGGACUUCAAGGCAGAGAAAGACCAGCCAGAGGACUUCAAGGCAGAGAAAGACCAGCCAGAGGACUUCAAGGCAGAGAAAGACCAGCCAGAGGACUUCAAGGCAGAGGAUGCAGAGAGAAGCGCAUACCCUGUUUCAUCUGAGGCUGUGUCCUCCAGCACCGGCGAUACAGUGCCAGAACAACAGUUCCCAGACCAGUCCCCCAGCAGCCAGGUACAGGUUCCAGAUCUGUCUGAGGCAGAGGUUCAGUCCUCUGCAGCAGAGGCGGAGUUCCCAGCUCAGUCAGUAACCAUCCAGGAGGCAGAGGUCCAGCAGACUCCAGAUCAGUCAGACUCCACUCCAACACUGUCUCAGACUGCAGUCUCCAGCAGCGGGGAGCAGGCUCAAACUUCAAACCCUUCAGCAAAACCUGUUGCUUGUGCCCCAGCUUUGGUGACUGCCUCAUUUGGAUUUGGUGCACAGUUUGUCAAAAAGCCAGGGCAGUGGGAGUGUGACGCAUGUCUUGUUAGAAAUGAGGAGUCUGCAAGCAGUUGUGUUUCUUGUCAAACUCCAAACCCUGCAGCCAGCAGUGGUAAGCAGGCUCCAGAUCAGUCAGACUCUACUCCUGCGGCUACCAGCAGCAGCCCUAUAGACCUGUCUACCAAGAAGACCUCGGAGCCGGACUCCACAUCGACAUUUACGACAACCAUUACUCAGGAUGCUCCAAACUCAUUUGGCUCCUUGGGCUUCAGUGAUCUGAGAGGGGAAGGGAUCUCCUUCGCUGAUCUGGCACAGAACACCGGGGGUGAAUUCGCCUUCGGAAAACAAGAUUCUAACUUCUCGUGGGCGAAUGCUGGGGCUACGUUGUUUGGAGCUGCAGCCUCACCCAAUGCUGAAGGAGGGGAGGAGAGGAGUCAUGAAGAGGACGCUAAUAAUGUGGAAAUUCACUUUGAUCCCAUAGUCACCCUACCAGAGGUGGAGACUAAGUCAGGGGAGGAGGAUGAGGAGAUCUUGUUUAAGGAGCGUACCAAGCUGUACCGCUGGGAGAGAGACCUGGGCCAGUGGAAGGAGAGGGGUGUGGGAGACAUCAAGAUCCUCUUCCACCCCGAUAAGAGGUUCUACCGGGUGCUGAUGAGGAGGGAGCAGGUGCUGAAGGUGUGUGCCAAUCACACCAUCUGCCAGAGCAUGGAGCUCAAACCCAUGAACACCUCUAACCAAGCCCUCGUCUGGACCGCUACCGACUUUGCAGAGGGUGAGGGUAAGGUGGAGCAGUUGGCAGCCAAGUUCAAAACAGCAGAGCUGGCUGAGUGUUUCAGGAAGACCUUCUGUGAGUGUCAGAGCCGUAUGAGCCCAUCAGAGGCCUCGGCCCUCUCCCCCCAGAUGUCCAGGGUCCAGGAACAUUCCAGAGACGCCAACCCCCAGGUGUACCUCUCCAUCUCCGCUGACGACGAGCUGCUGGGAAUGGUCACCAUAGAACUGUUCUCUCACAUUGUCCCCAAGACGGCUGAGAACUUCAGAGCGCUGUGUACAGGACAGAAAGGCUUCGGGCUGCGCAACUCUGUCUUCCACAGGAUCGUACCGGGCUUCAUGUGUCAGGGUGGCGACCUCACCAACCAGGACGGGACAGGAGGGAAGUCCAUCUACGGGAACAAGUUUGAGGACGAGAACUUUGAUGUGCGCCACACGGGUCCGGGGCUGCUGUCCAUGGCCAACCAUGGCAGAGACACCAACAACUCCCAGUUCUUCAUCACAUUGAAGAAGGCUGAGCACCUGGACUUUAAACAUGUGGCCUUUGGCUUCGUCAGAGAGGGCAUGGAUGUGGUCCGCAGAAUGGGAGAGCUGGGCACCAAAACUGGCAAACCCAGCAAGAAGAUUGUCAUCACCGAAUGUGGACAACUGUAGAGCCUGAGCUCUGGUCACUGACUGGACAACUCCACUGUAGGGCUGAAAAUGUAGUCACUGACUGGAUGGCAAUGGGCCUUCACUCUGGUCAUGGACUGGGGAGUUAUAGCAUUUCAAACUGAGCACAAUUAUAGUAGGCAGAUAUCAAAUGAUACCCUAUUCCCCAUAUAGUGCACUCCACUUGGGGCUCAGCUUAAAAAGAGGGCACUGGUAGCCCACUAUGGGGAGAAUAGGCUUUAAUUUAAGACCGGCCCAGUGUCUCCUCCUGAUGAGUGUUGCACUUUCUCCCUGCCGCAUCCUGAGGGCUGCAUGUCCCAGUGUGAAUCCCCAGACUCUUUGUGUGUGUAUAAUGUACAUGGACUACAUUUUGUCCUUUUUUUUGUGCAUGUGUUCCAAUAAGAGUUGACAGCGCUGGUUUCUUCAUAAGCUCCCUAACCCAAUUUGUUUUGUGUAAUUGUCUUAAUUAAGAUUAUCGUGACCUUUUUUUAAAACCAACCAAUGUUUGUUUUGUAUUGUGUUCCUCUUGCUGCCUGUGUAUACUUUUUUAGGUGUGUUUUUUUUUUUGUUGUGUGUAGGGUAAACAUUGAUUUCAUAAUGUGCAAAUUGAGACUCUACACCUGUCUUAAACUAAAAGGGAGGAAUAUGAAGUCUGACAAUUUGGGAGAGGUGACAUACUAAAUAUAUUUUAUGGUCGGGUCACAAUUGGGGUCAAUAAAUAAAUACAAGAUGCUGGAGACUGUCUUUAAAAAUAAAGUUGCUUUAUAACUGAA